Pelagomonas calceolata is the source of this 2076-nucleotide messenger RNA. NCBI's taxonomy places the organism in Eukaryota, Pelagophyceae, Pelagomonadales, Pelagomonadaceae. The record is from the annotation of a GenBank genome assembly.
CUCCUGCUUUUUGAGUAGAGGAAAGGCGGUCUAGCAGCCAAACCUCGCGCGAUAGGGGGAUAUUACAGCGCUCUCUCCCAUAUUCGACAGCACGCACAGCGUCAGGGCCUCUGGGCCUCUGUACAACCGAGCCACACAGCUUUUUGGCAGCCUUUUGCAUUUACCCUGGGAACCAUGCUUUCCCCCCAGACGGCCUCGCCCGCCAGCUGGAAACCGCCCACCGCGGGUGGCGAUACGACUGAUGACGAGGAGGGUCCGCGCCCCGCGCCGCGCGCCGACGAUCCCGCCGCCGCGCCCGCGGCGCCGCCGGCCGCGCAGGACGCCGCGCCCGCGCCGCCGCCGCCCGCCGCCGCGCCGCUCGCGCCGGAACACGUGCUGCUAGAGGCGUCCCCGCCGCCGCCACCGUCCAAGUGGAAGGAGGGCGACAAAGUCAUCGCCCGCUGGCACCUAGGAUGCCACUAUCCUGGGACGAUCCACGCCGUCAAAGCGAAUGGCGUUUAUGCAGUUUCCUUCGACGACGGUGAUUAUGAUGAUAACGUUAUUGAAAACCACAUCCGCGCCGCGCCGGCGCCCACGCCGACGGACGAGCCGCCUGCGCCCGCGCCCGCGCCCGCGCUGCCGCCGCCCGGCAGCCGCAUCACCGUGCGCUUCAGCGACGGUAUUGAUUACGGGGGUACCAUCACGGAAUUGGUGGACGAGCACCACGCCAGGGUGCUCUACGACGACGGCCAGAGCGAGACCGUGCGCUUCCCGGACCCCGACGUCCGCGUCUUGCGCGCGGCGCCCGCGGCCGCGACGCCGGCGGCGGCGGCGGGAGGGCCAAUCCGCGUGCGCACGGCCGGCGGCCGCGAGGCUAUUGUAUUAGAGAAGAUGCAGCGCGGCUGGUUUAGGGUCGAGCUGGACGGCAACGCGAACGACGAGGGCGGCGCGAACGAACGCAAGUCGCUCCGGCGGCCACAACUCGCGGUGGGCCAGGACCAUUUGCUGGACGCGGCGCCGCAGGCGCCCGCCGCCCGGCCCGCGCCCGCGCCGACGGACGAGGCUGCGCCGGCGCCGGCGCUGGGCGACAAGGACGCUCAGCAGGUCGCCGCGCUAGAGAAGCUGCACGAGUCACUGAAAGACAAGCCGAACCUGAUCGUCUGCCGCAAGCCUUUGGAGGACUUCGGUUUUCGCUGCGGCGCGACAGACCAGCAGCAAAACCGUUUCGACGCCUUGCCGCCGCAGUCUCUCCAUUCUAUCGAAGAUAUCCUCGGUGGCCAGUACGCACAGACGUAUUCGCUGAACUCGGUCCCGAAGCUUAUCGCGUACCUCGAGGGCGUCCUCAAUAGACUCUCGGGCGGGCGCCUUUUUCCUUCGCCAUCUGCGCCGAAGAAGAAGCGCGGGUAUGAGGCGCCCGCACCGAAGAUAACGGAGCGCGCCAGGCCGCGCUGGUCGAGCGAGGAGGAAAGGCGUCUGCGAGAGCUGGUCGCCGAGCUGGGCGAGACGAGAUGGCCGGCCAUCGCCAUGCGCCUCGGCACGGGCCGGACGGGCGCCGCCGUCGAGCUGAGGUGGGCGACGCUCAGGCAGAAGUCGCACGGGCGGCCGCCGAGGGCCGCGGCGGAGGCGGCGCCCGCGACCGACGGGCGGGAGCGGGUGCGGACGGCCGGCGGCCGCGUCGCGACCAUUAUCGAGCGGCGCUCGCGCGGCUGGCUCUUCGUGGAACUAGACGGCGUGGCUAACGACGAGGGCGGCGCGCACGAGCGCAAGUCCAUCAGGGCGACGACGACGACGGCUUUGCAUGGAGCAGCGACUCGGAAGCGGCCCGGCACGGGCGGGGCGGCGCCGCGGCCGGCGCAGCGACCGCGCCUCGUUUCGCGCGGCGGCAACGACGACGACGACAAGGACGCCCGCAUCGCCGAGCUCGAGGCAGCGCUCGCGCAAGCGCAGCAGGCGCCGGUCGCGCCGGUCGCGCCGCCGGCCGCAGCUCUGGCUUCUGUCACGGGCCGGCUCAGAGAGCUCGCGUCGCUCCGCGCGUCCGGCGCGCUCACGGAGGCGCAGUUUGAGCGAGCCAAAAAUACCGAGCUCGGGUUGCAGUAG